Messenger RNA from Melanotaenia boesemani (Boeseman's rainbowfish), 448 nucleotides. RefSeq names its product serine protease inhibitor Kazal-type 1-like. The transcript is spliced from 4 exons. Bases 60 to 368 code for a protein of 102 amino acids. Lineage: Eukaryota; Metazoa; Chordata; Actinopteri; Atheriniformes; Melanotaeniidae. Gene Ontology annotation, molecular function: serine-type endopeptidase inhibitor activity; protein binding. The record is from RefSeq and is a predicted model, not a curated record.
UAUGGAGAAUAAAAAGCCCCAAAACAUACAACUGUGGUCCUCAGAAAGAGCCUGGAACCAUGAAGGGUACUACGCUGAUUUUUUCUUUCCUCCUGAUCAUCUCCGUCUUGUCCCAGGACGAAGACCUUGUCAAUACGUUUCCUGACAGGAUGAUGAUGGUUUCUGCAGCAGCAAAAAAAGAAGGAAAUGGUCCUGAACUCAAAGAGGCUGACUGUGAUAGUUUUGAAGGAGGAGUUUGCACCAAGCAAUUUGAUCCCGUCUGCGGCAGCGAUGGAAAAACGUACAGUACAGAAUGUGUACUCUGUCAGCACAACAGACAAGAGAAGAAGAAUGUGAAAGUGGCAAGGAGAGGCUCAUGUGCUCCUUAACUCUGUGACCAGCAGAAAUUCACUACUGUGUGGAAAUGACAAUCUUUCCGUGACUAAUAAAAUUAAAAUCUGCUGUUUGA